UUGGAGAGGGGAUCAAGAAGACAAAAACAAAAGCUGCCAAAAACUGUGAAGAAGGAAAGGUACUGGUUCCACAUGUGGGAUACCUGUGACAAAGAGGGACUAAGCUCAAUGCGUGAUCUGGAAGUUACAGUGAAUACUGUUGCAUUUUUGUACAAUUUUGCAACUUUUCUAACCACUGAGCCUCAUCAGAGCCAUGAAGCUUACUGGGACUAUCCUUAAACUGGAGUACGCUCGUGGCAGCACCGAUACUGAACAUUUAAACAACAUGAUGGCGAUACCACUACAAACAAAUACAACGGACUCACCAGUGUCGGCACCCACCUCAUCACAGCCACAGCCUGAUGGAGGUCGGACUCAGUGUUCCAUAUGCGCAGACAGAGCCACAGGUAAACAUUAUGGUGCAUCCAGCUGUGAUGGAUGCAAGGGCUUCUUCAGGAGGAGCAUUCGCAACAACCACACUUACAACUGCAGGUUCAACAGGCAGUGUAUUGUGGACAAAGACAAAAGGAACCAGUGUCGUUACUGCAGACUGCAGAAGUGCUUCAAGGCUGGAAUGAGAAAAGAAGCUGUGCAGAAUGAGAGAGACUGCAUCAACAGCCACAGAGCCAAGGGACAGACAGUGGGUACUCUGUCUAUCAGUGUACUGCUGAGGGCAGAGGCCAGUGUGCAACAGUUCCCAGCUCUGGUCUCACCUAGGAGUCAUGACAUCAACACGAAGCAGACUGCCUGCGUGGGAGUUGUGUUCGAGUCCAUGAAGCAGCAACUCCUCCUACUGGUGGAAUGGGCAAAACACAUCCCGGAGUUUUGUAGUCUCCCAAUAGAUGACAGGGUAACCCUGUUACAGACCCACUCUGCAGAACAUCUUAUCCUAGGGGCAGCAAGACGCUCUUUACCUUAUUACAAUCUGAUUCUUCUAGGUAACGACUUUGUGAUCCCCCUGAGAGGUGCAGAAGUAGCAGUGUCCAGGGUGGCUUUCAGAAUCCAAGAGGAGCUGGUCAAACCUCUCAGAGAGCUGGACAUCACAGACAAGGAGUUUGCUUGCCUCAGAAGCAUUGUCUUCUUUGCCCCAGAGUGUCCUGGUUUGAAGAGUCCUCAGGUGGUUCGACAUCUGCGUUUCCAGGCCCAUUUGCUGCUAGAAGAAGCAACCUGUGAGAAGCGGGGAAGGUUUGGGGAGCUCCUGCUGAUCCUGCCUCCCCUGCAGAGUGUGGCCUUGCAGAUGGUGGAGACACUACACCUAGCACAGCUACUAGGCGAGGCCAGUAUGGACAACCUGCUGCAGGAGAUGCUGCUGGGGGAGGGAGCCAAAGCAGGACAGGGUAGAAGACACUGUGAUGUCCUGUCUCAAAACCAGCAAAAUGAGCAAAGAGUUUCUCCCACAAACUUUGUCUCUGUCAUCUCUCACGUUUCAACAUCUCUUUCAAGUGGCUUGCCUGCUGCCCCCACAGACUGGCACUGAGGUGUACAGACAUGGCGAAGCUGCCAAAGAGCCCACAGCAUACCAGAGGCACCUGUCCACACCAAGAGACUCCUCAAGAAGCAACAACUUAACCAUGAAGUGGAGGAGUGUUAUUAGCUUCAGACAGAGCACAAACAUAAACACACACACAGCUACAUACAUACA
This is a messenger RNA of Morone saxatilis (striped sea-bass), 1621 nucleotides long. RefSeq names its product hepatic nuclear factor 4, beta (gene hnf4b). The transcript is spliced from 10 exons. Gene Ontology annotation, biological process: anatomical structure development; positive regulation of transcription by RNA polymerase II; cell differentiation. The record is from RefSeq and is a predicted model, not a curated record. Gene Ontology annotation, molecular function: zinc ion binding; RNA polymerase II cis-regulatory region sequence-specific DNA binding; nuclear receptor activity. Bases 194 to 1456 code for a protein of 420 amino acids. Lineage: Eukaryota; Metazoa; Chordata; Actinopteri; Moronidae.